AGGAGGGAGGUGUUGAGGGUGAGUGGGGAGUGGGGCCCGCUGCCCGAGGGCCGGUCGGUGCUUCCCAGGGAGACUGAGCUUAGGAAAAGGCGCUUCUUAUCACGCGGGGCUCUGGAUGAAGCUCACGAGUCACCCAACUUCAGGUCUUUGUGGAGGGCUGCCCUUUCUGUCCCGGGUUUGCCCCUCUUAGGCCAGGCACAGCCAAAGUGUGCUGUACCAGCGUCUGUUCCUCCCCUUCUGCUCCCGUCUGCUGGAAAAGGCUUCACGCUCCGUGUCCUCUCCUCUUCUAGAUGGAGCCAGCAAUGGAGUCCAUAUUUUCCAUUUUCCAGAGCCCCGGGAGGAGUGAUCCUGCAGGAUAUCCAGGGGACUGCGUUUUGGGGGACAAUGAGGACGAGAAAGGCUUCCCUGAAGACCUUAAGCAAGAGGAACUGCCUCAGGUACGUGAAGUCCAGAGCCCAGAGAGGGGGGCAGCCUGUGAUGAUUCCCCUCACAAAAAAAGAGACUCCAGGAAACACGUCCUCAGCACUGAUGGCGAGAAACUGCGCUGGGAAGAGAAACCCUUCAAGUGUCCAGAAUGCGGGAAGGCCUUCAAGGGCCACUGCAGGCUCCUGACCCACCUGCAAAUCCAUUCAAGAGAAAAGGUGUUUGUGUGUGCAGAAUGUGGGAAGAGCUUCAGCAGGAAGGCCAACCUGGUGGUGCACCAGAGAGUCCAUACAGGGGAGACGCCCUACAAGUGCAAGGAAUGUGAGAAAACCUUCAGCCGUGCCUCGACCCUCCUUGCUCACCACAAAACCCAUCUGAAAAAGAAAACCUUCUCCUGCACCACGUGCAGAAAGAGCUUCAGUAGGAACACAGCUCUGCUGCAGCAUCAGAGAGUCCACGCAGAUGAGAAACCCCAUAGGCGUUCAGAGCAUGGAAAUAGCUUCAGUGUGAGCUCAAACACCAUCAAACACCAACAGCUGAGAGACAGGCCCAGUGAACACACAGCAGAUGCAAACCAACCUGAAUUUACAUCUCUUGGGCAGAAGGAAGAGCAAAAGUGUGGUGCAGAGGAAAGCCAGAUGGAUCACUGGAAUCUUGUUUCUGAAGAGUUGAAGAAAAUGAGGGCAAAUAUGGAUAUGCUUCUCCUGAAUCAGCAAAGUCAACUGCAGGUGCUUCAGGAAAUUCAGAAGCAAUUAAAUACACUGCUCCCAGGCAAUGCUCUCCUGAAUUCCAACGUUUAUAGCUUAGGACUCCUGCUAGGACAGCAGAUGGCUGCUGCAGCAUCUAUUUCUUGCCCCCUUCUUAAUCCCAGCAGUCUCCUCUCCUAUGAAGGUGCCAGUGCCUUAUCCCUUUCAUCUGCCUCUGGAGCUCUGCCUGCACCUCAGCUCCCAAUCUCUCAAGAUUCUGUGACUGCUGCAGCCUGCUCAGCUUUGUGCUGUAAACGCGUGUGACUGUUCUGGACCAUUCUGCCACUCAGGGCAGGUGACCCCUGGGCUGUGGUGUUGCAGUUGUUGUAGCUGUGGAGGUGCUGACUGUACACUCAGAUGCAUCAGCAAGCAGCAGCUGAUCAAAUCCCUGCCCUGUAGCCUGCAGGGAUUUUUGCCAGGAAUGACCUUUGUCGAGGCAGCUCAAGAGAUCAUUAUCGCUGGGGUGCAGUGACUUGAAACAUUCAUUCACAAGAUAAUGCAUCAAACUUGAAUGUAUUUUUUUACCUGAUACAUCUUUCAGCAUGGAUUUGGGCAGUUGUACCUCUCCUAACGACCGGAAUCCAAUGAUAAAGUCCUCAGGGACAUUUCACACAUCUCCUGUUAAGUCUGAUUUAUAUAGAGGGAAGCAAGAUGCUUAUGUAAAGAUGUUCAGUUUACAGCACCCCUAUUCCCAGCAUCCAUUUCAAAAGCUUCUUUCCUUUAGGAAGUCUUUAAAUCAGGUGUCCUUGACUUAGCUGAUUCUUAGGCCAGCAGCACUGCUCAAACUAGAAAAAAAUACUUUCUGCUUUUUGUUUAAAACAAACAUACUCCCCCUCUUCCCCCAAAAAACCCAACUGAAAAUACAAACCAAAAAACCCUCAACAAAAUACCACCUUUCAAUUCUACCUUGCUUACCAAGAGUUCAUGAGGAAAAGCCAAACUGGUUUAUAGGGCAGUUGUUCUUUUGCUCAAAGAUGAGCUCAGCUGAGCCUGGGUUUAGAUACUCUGUCAUAUCCUAUUUGGAUUAUUACAUGGUUUUGGCUGUUAGGUAUUAAUUAGGGGUAGGAGUGGGGUAAAUAAUUACUGCUUGAGGAGGAACACUGAGAGGCUCAGGUGUCAUCUUUUGAAAACAGCAGAGGAAACAAUUUUUUUUCUUUUCUUUUCUUUUUUUUUUUUUUUUUCCCAGUAGGACUCUGACAUUGGGUCUGUCAGGGUUGGAGAGUGCAGAGUUUUAAGACACAUUGGUCUGAUCUACCUCAUUGUUUCCAUCAGUGUCAGGCUUGGGGCAGCAUCAGAGCCUUUAAGCUUCAAAAGUGCAAAAAAGCUCAUUUACCUUUCAACUGGGAUAAAGAAACUUUGGGGCUUGUGCCAAAAAGUUUUUCUCUUGAACUGAUGCUGUGUUUGUGCAUGGGUGGUUUUUUGGUUUGUAGUUGUGAUUUUAAUGUUACCUUGUUAAAAGGAUGCACUCUUAGUAAUUAAUAAAAUAAAGUCUAGAUUUUAAGAAUGGGAAACACUGUUUCUCUUAACAAGCCUUCUUCUUGUUGAGAGACUGUCACAUUCUGUCCCAAAGCUAAAACUGUGGGACCAAGUGUGACACAUCUGCUGUGUGACUACAGACUGUGAAAAUGACACACUCGUUCCUACUGUGUGGGAUUUUUGGAUUAGUCUUAACUUAUUGGGAUAUUAUUUAAGCCAAAUUGAGAGGUCUUAAAGGACAUCCCUUCAAUGUGAUCUUGUACUGGUAUCUUUGAGGUGUAAUUUCCAUCACUUGAGCAUUUCAGAGUCCUUUGUCUCCAGGCUUCAGAGCUUCAGUAAGAGUUGCUAUUAUUCCAUGGAAACUCAGGGGUACUGUUCAUAACUUUUUUUUUGAUGUUUGAUGUCAUUCUUCUUAAAGCAGAAUCUCCUAAUGAAAUCAGUGGUUAAAGUUUGUAUUUCAGUUGCUUUUAUGAUGUUCCUUAU
Molecule: messenger RNA, 3128 nt
Organism: Corvus hawaiiensis (hawaiian crow)
Lineage: Eukaryota; Metazoa; Chordata; Aves; Passeriformes; Corvidae
Product: zinc finger and SCAN domain-containing protein 2-like
Exons: 4
Coding region: 291-1433 (380 amino acids)
Biological process (GO): regulation of transcription by RNA polymerase II
Molecular function (GO): RNA polymerase II cis-regulatory region sequence-specific DNA binding; DNA-binding transcription factor activity, RNA polymerase II-specific
Source: RefSeq, a predicted model, not a curated record